AUGGAACUCAAAUUGUUGGUGAUAGUUGCUAUGCUGGUGAGCGAGACAAUUAGUUCAGACUACCUCGAAAAAGAUGAUGAUGAGACGCCUGAUGUAACGGAAGGAUCAGGGGACUCCAUCUACCCAGACUAUCCCGACUACACGUUCCCAGCCAGUAAUUUUACCCCAGGCAUAGUUAUAUGUUAUGGGAGCAGCUAUGAUUUCGAUCCCAACAUUACCGCUGAACAGCUGAACGAGACGUCCAUUCCCGGAGGAGCGGCCGGGCUUAUUUUUUCUCCCUCAGUUUUAGUACCGUAUUUCCUUACUUUUGUAGUUAGCAAUUUUUAA
This is a messenger RNA of Arctia plantaginis, 327 nucleotides long. The record is from the annotation of a GenBank genome assembly. NCBI's taxonomy places the organism in Eukaryota, Metazoa, Arthropoda, Insecta, Lepidoptera, Erebidae.